Messenger RNA from Cryptosporidium ubiquitum, 2835 nucleotides. RefSeq lists its product as uncharacterized. The transcript has a single exon. Lineage: Eukaryota; Apicomplexa; Conoidasida; Eucoccidiorida; Cryptosporidiidae. Bases 1 to 2835 code for a protein of 944 amino acids. The record is from RefSeq and is a predicted model, not a curated record.
AUGGAUUCUAUUGAUAAAUCCGACGAAAAUAUUAGUCCAAACUUAGAUAACAAGGAAGAAAAGAAAAUGAAAUCUGCAUUGAGUUGGAGCCUGAUUCUUAACUCCGGAGACUCUAAUAAUGCAGGAACAUCAAACAAAAGGAGAAAAAGGAGUAUGAGCAGGUGUAAAUCUGGAACUCAAUCUAAUUCUAGUAUAUAUUCAAAUUCUGUCAUUAAUUCUUCAUAUCAAAGCAAUUCAUCAUCGCUGUUAAAUUCUUCCAUCUGUAGUAAAGUUAAUAAAGAGAACUUAUUAAAAAAGAAACGAGAUUUUAAACAGAACUUUCAGAUUAAUCGGAUAUUUUUUGAAGAAUUUCCAGUAUAUAGGAAGGAGUACCAGUAUCCAAGUAAAUACCUAUCAAUGGAUACACAAAAUGAAGGCCCUAGUAAUUUUAACGAGAACUAUAUAAGAGGGUCACUAAAACUUAUACCAAGGAGGUCUAACAUGGAAUCAGAACAUAUUAGUAACCCUUUUUUGGCAUUUUUUGAAAACAAGAAGAUUUGCUUACUAGGGGAUGAAGAAUACUUAUUUCAUAGUAAGAGGCAGCUUUUAUUGAAAUUAAGAUGGUAUGGAGCCAAAACAUUGGAUUACUAUUCAUCAAGAGCCGACUAUGUGAUUUGCUCUUCAACUUUUAAUGAAGUUAUGGCUAAACUUAAAGAUCUUUCAAUCAUUAAAGAUAAAGGGAACAGUAACAUGCUGCAAAAACUUCAGAUUGAUAAGGAUAUUAAAGAAGUUCAAUUUGAGAACUUACGUGGAGUCAGGAUUGGACAACAAAUCAAACUUACAGAACUGGAGCUAUUAGACUUUGUAGAUGAAGAUUUAGAAGUCGCAUUAGAAAUGAUGAAUAUUUCUGAAUUAGAGAAAAAUACUUGGAAUGAACUUGAAAAUUCAAAGUCUCGAAUGAAACUGGAACUUUUGAGACCAAAGACAAUGUGGGAGUUUAUUGGGAAUAAAGAUUGUGCAGAUGAGUUAUAUAAUAGCCUAUUAUGCUUGAGACUCCAAUGUGAGGAUGAAAGUGUAUUGAAAGAUCAAGGAAUUAAUCACCUUAACUUGAGUGAAUCGGAUGGAUUUCAAAGAAAUCACCAAUUAGAAGCUUUAAAUGAUGAAUCCUGUGUUAUCUUUGUGUUAAUUUCUCCAGGUAAUAUUGGGUCUCAGGUUUGUGCAGAACUUGCAGCUUUUGGAUGUGGAUACGAUGUAAAAGUAUAUAAAGGGUCAGAUGUGGUGGAGCCAAUAGUGAAACAGUGGAAAAAAGGCCAUUUUUUCAAGUUAUUUGAAGAUUCUGAAUCACCCCCUGUUUGCACCAUAAUGACUGAUUGUAGUGGAGUAAUCAAGACAGGUGAUAUAUUAAAGAUCAAAAAUUCCUAUUAUAAUUCAUUGUUUAUGAAGGAUGAAGGUGGUGGGAUUGGAUGCCACAAUGGGAAAAGGAAAAAGUCCAUGAAAUCUCAAAAACAUCCAACAAAUUAUAAUUUAGAUUCUUGGGAAAAUCCUCAAGAAACUAGACAAAUAGUUAAAAAACAGAAUCCAGGAGCAAUUAUAUUCAUAUUAGAGGAAACUUCAGAAACUGCUCAAUUUUUUCUAAGCCACUGCAAUAACAGUAAUAGGUCUUUUGGUUGUAGCAGAUCUUAUACUUUAUGCAAACUAGAUGGAGGAUCUUCAACAGGUCAAGCUAUUAAAGUUCUUAGAUUUAAUAACCUAACAAAAUCUGCUGUAGCAUGUAAGCUUUAUACUAGAUUUAAAAGUCCAACAUUACUUAGUAUUCUCAUUGGUCAAUUUGGCCCAAACAUAAUUAAAGCAUCCCAAAUAAUGCAUUGGAUCCACCUAAUAGACUCAUUGGAUUUAAGCAAUAUACUGAGUUGUAUUUCCUUAUCAUACACUCCAAUACUUUUUGAUUCAAUUUUGGAGAUACCUUUGUUAAUGAUUCAAAAAUGUCUAUUAAACCAGGAGGAAACAUCAAUGAGAGAAGAGAUUUGGAGUUUUAGUUCCUUUGGUCUAAUAGAAGAUCAAAUAGGUAUUUUUGAGGUUUUACUUAAGGUAUUGCACGAUUUAGUUACAUCUAUAAUUUCUUGUUUGGAUCUUAAAGAAGAAAACAGCUAUGAUCACCAGGUAUUAAACCCAGAAUUUAAGCAAGUAAAAACUCCAAACUAUGCCACAGGAUUUGAAUCCCCACAAAUAAUUAUGAAAGGAUAUUCUCAGAAUUGUAGCUGUUUUAUCAAUGCAAUGUUUCUGCAUGAUUUAACUGAGAUGGAUACUAAAUACCAAAUAGAGAAGUUUCCUCAUUUGGUCUUUCAUUCUUCAGGAAACUUCUCACAACAGCUCCAAUAUCAGUUAUAUCAGAGUCAAAAUCAACAACAAAUACAACAUCAAGACCAUAGAGCAACAUGUGAAUCUUAUUUUACUACUUUAUAUUCUAUUGCUCUUUUUAAUCUGACAAGUAUUCUCAAGCAAAAUAUUCCUAACAAAACUUUGUAUUCUGAAAAGGUAAUAAAUUUAGUUAAUGACAAGUUACUUAAAUAUAGUCCAAUAAAUACUGGAUAUGACAAAAAUCUUACUAAUUACUAUAUUAACAAAAAGCAAGAACUUUCUUCAAGCUGGAGAUAUAUGGAAUAUCUCAUUUUGAAACAAAUAGGAAAUUCAAUUUCCAAAGUAACCUGGAGAUCAGUUUCUAUUGACUCCAGUAUACCUAAUUUGUACUAUAAGAAAAAUGUAAAUCAAGCUAAGUAUCAUGAUAUAGUUGCUUAUAUUCCUUCAAGGAUCCCCAAACUAAGCGUAAGGAUCCCUGAUAUGUUUAAACAUAACUAA